ACUUUUCAGAAUAUCCUGUUUGUUUUUGCGUCCUUGUCCCCCUCCAGGUGUGGGUACAGAGUAGGGCCGUCUCGCCGAUCCUCCGUGAUCAGUCAGACAUGAUAUCAGCGGCGUUAAUAUUCCUCGUCGGAGCAUCGUUUUCAUCCGUGUCAGGUGGUGAAAGCCAUGCAGGUGCAUAUUCAAGUGCAUCCAGCUCUUCAGGUGGGAAUUUUGGUGGAGGAGUAUUUGGAGAAGGGGGAGGACACCCAUUUGGCACAGGAUUUUCUGGGGGUGUUGGAAGUCCAGGAUUCUUUCCAGGAUUUAACUUUGGAUCUCCCCCGGGUUGUCAUUGCACACCACCGUUCGGCCAGGGGCUAGAUGCUUUAGGGAUGCAAAAUGCCAUACAACAACAAAUCAAACAACUUCAAGAUUAUGCCCUACAGAUGCACAAUCAGAUUGCUAAUUCCAUUCCAUCUGGAGGUGGUGGUGGUGGUGUCUACAGUAGAGGCAGUACCGGUGGCUUUAGUGCAGGACCUGGUGGUGGCUAUGGUGGAGGCCCUGGUAGCUUUCAUGGAGGCCCUGGUGGCUUUCAUGGAGGCCCUGGUGGCUUUAAUGGAGGUACUGGUGGUGGCUUUACUGGAGGCAACGGUGCUGCCAGUUCCAGUGCUAAUUCAGGAGCAAACAGUUAUGCUAGGGGCUAUGAUGGUUAUUCCCCAAGUGGUGGCCAAGGUACUUCAUUUACCGGACAAGGAAGCCAUGGAGGCUAUGGAGGAGCAGGGGGUGGAGGUAGUGGUGCUGGCCAUUCAGGAUUAGGUGGUCACUCAGGUUCAGGCGGUCACUCAGGGUUCGGAAGUGCUAGCGCUGGAGCAUAUGGUAGUGACGGUUCACCUGGAGGAUAUCAAGGAACUGGUACUGGGCUUGAUGUUAGGUUCGGUUCUCCUGCAGAUGAAGGGGCCUCCGUUGGAGGAGGUGGUGGGGGAUUUGUGGGAAUUUCUUCUUCAUCACGUUCCAGCUCUUCGACAGUAGAUGGAAAAACUCAGACCCACAAGGAAGCAUCAGUGACUGUCAAUGAUAAUGGCAAAGUCACAACAUUCCAUUCACCUUGAAUUUUUCGUAAUGCAUUAAAUUAUAUGUAAAAAUAUUAAUAUGAAAUGUGAUCUUUAGAGUAUUAGUAUAAAAUGUGUAUUUUAAUGAAGAAAUUAAUUCAUUUUUCGUACUUUUAUUGCAAUUUAUCUUAUUUUUUAUGUAAAAAAUAUAAAUGAAUUAAUCUAUGAAAAUUUAUAUUAAAAAUUGAUUCCUCAUGA
This is a messenger RNA of Cimex lectularius (bed bug), 1283 nucleotides long. RefSeq names its product glycine-rich cell wall structural protein-like. NCBI's taxonomy places the organism in Eukaryota, Metazoa, Arthropoda, Insecta, Hemiptera, Cimicidae. The transcript is spliced from 5 exons. The coding region runs from base 99 to 1085 and encodes 328 amino acids. The record is from RefSeq and is a predicted model, not a curated record.